AUGGCCAGUACGUCAACCUCAGCCAGUUCAGAGGCCCUAGGUAAAGAAAGAGAGAUUUUCGAUCGCCUGUUUCAGCUUGACGAAGAAGAUGUUGGUUGGAUCAAGAGACGCAUCAACAGGCACAUUGCAGCCUGCAAACGAUAUGCCAGCGAGAGGCCGCCUCGAUGGAGGGAAGCUCUGCGCGAGGCCAAUGAGGCUUCCACGAUCGCAUUUGCUGAGGGCAUGAACGGCAUCGACUCCAAGAUCAACUUUUACAUAGCCCACUGUUACAAGGGAAUGGGCAUGUGGCGGGAAGCCCACCAAUUCUACAUGAACAGCACCGUCGAUAAUCAGGAUAUUUACUGGCUACAGGGGCUACAGUCAUUGAGCAGGCAGAAGAUGGAGGCUAUGGAGCUCAGGCGGGUAAGAGGUUCUGGCAAUUUGCGCACGGCUUAUAGUGACAUGACAAAGCUAGGAUAG
Molecule: messenger RNA, 459 nt
Organism: Trichoderma breve
Lineage: Eukaryota; Fungi; Ascomycota; Sordariomycetes; Hypocreales; Hypocreaceae
Exons: 1
Coding region: 1-459 (152 amino acids)
Source: RefSeq, a predicted model, not a curated record